UCCAGGCUGAGGGUGGGGCCAGUGUUAGUGGUUCCGGCUCGGCUCCUGUCGCCCCUCGGCUCCUCGCCUUCCCCCUCCCCUCCCACACCUCUCCUCCCUCGGGUUCCUAGGAAAGAGAGGAGCUACCGCUGUGGGUGGGUGAAGGAGCGCUCGUCGCCUCCGGGAGGGGACCGCGCCUGCCCCUUGUGAUCCCCGGAGCACCACCAGACCACGUACUCGCUCCGGCUUCGCCGGGUCCCGGAGGUUGGAGCCUGAGGUUACAAAAUAUCCUUCUAUGCUCGAGACCUACAGACUACAUGUCCUACAAGAACGAUCCAAUGGUUUUUCAUCCCUUGAAGAUACAUUAGAAGCAUAAAUAUGGUGCCAAAAGAACUUUCUACCUUUCUCUGACUACGGUUCAUUUGGACAUACUUUUGUAUUAAAGAGAGGUAUACAGCCUGAGGCUAUUCAUUGUGGAGAGACUCUGUCGUGUAGGAUAAUGGACCAUCCUAGUAGGGAGAAGGAUGAAAGACAACGGACCACUAAACCCAUGGCACAAAGGAAUACACACUGUUCCCGACCGUCUGGCUCCUCAACAUCCUCUGGGGUUCUUAUGGUGGGACCCAACUUCAGGGUUGGCAAGAAGAUAGGGUGUGGGAACUUCGGAGAGCUCAGAUUAGGUAAAAAUCUCUACACCAAUGAAUAUGUAGCUAUCAAACUGGAACCAAUAAAAUCACGUGCUCCACAGCUUCAUUUAGAGUACAGGUUUUAUAAACAGCUUGGCAGUGCAGGUGAAGGUCUCCCACAGGUAUAUUACUUUGGACCGUGUGGGAAAUACAAUGCCAUGGUGCUGGAGCUCCUCGGCCCUAGCUUGGAGGACCUGUUUGACCUCUGUGACCGAACUUUUACUUUGAAGACUGUGUUAAUGAUAGCCAUCCAGUUGCUUUCUCGAAUGGAAUAUGUGCACUCAAAGAAUCUCAUUUAUCGAGAUGUCAAGCCAGAGAACUUCCUGAUUGGCCGGCAAGGCAAUAAGAAAGAGCAUGUUAUACACAUUAUAGACUUUGGACUGGCUAAGGAAUACAUUGACCCUGAAACCAAAAAACACAUACCUUAUAGGGAGCACAAAAGUUUAACUGGAACUGCAAGAUAUAUGUCUAUCAACACGCAUCUUGGCAAAGAGCAAAGCCGGAGGGAUGAUUUGGAAGCCCUGGGCCAUAUGUUCAUGUAUUUCCUUCGAGGCAGCCUGCCCUGGCAAGGACUCAAGGCUGAUACAUUAAAAGAGAGAUAUCAAAAAAUUGGUGACACCAAAAGGAAUACUCCCAUUGAAGCACUCUGUGAAAACUUUCCAGAGGAGAUGGCAACCUACCUGCGAUAUGUCAGGCGAUUAGACUUCUUUGAAAAACCUGACUAUGAGUAUUUACGGACCCUCUUCACAGACCUCUUUGAAAGGAAAGGUUACACCUUUGACUACGCCUACGAUUGGGUCGGGAGGCCAAUUCCUACUCCAGUAGGGUCAGUUCAUGUAGAUUCUGGUGCAUCUGCAAUAACUCGAGAAAGCCACACACACAGGGAUCGGCCAUCACAACAGCCUCUACGAAAUCAGACUGCAUCAUCAGAGCGCCGAGGAGAGUGGGAAAUCCAGCCCAGCCGGCAGACCAAUACCUCGUACCUGACGUCUCACUUGGCUGCAGACCGCCAUGGGGGAUCAGUGCAGGUGGUUAGCUCAACCAAUGGAGAGCUGAAUGUCGAUGACCCCACAGGAGCCCACUCCAAUGCACCAAUCACAGCUCACGCUGAGGUGGAAGUAGUGGAGGAAGCUAAGUGCUGCUGUUUCUUUAAGAGGAAAAGGAAGAAGACUGCUCAGCGCCAUAAGUGACCAGUGCCUCCCAGGAGUCCUCAGGUCCUGGGGACUCUGACUCGAUUGCACCUGCAGCUCCUGCCAUUUCUCAUUGGAAAGGACUCCUCUGCAGGGGAUGGUGGAGAUCCAAACCAAAAAGAAGAAAAGAGAUGCCCCCAGAAGGAGCCAGUGUGGGCAGCCAGGGCCCAGUGGGUCAGUGGCUGUCCCCACCUGCCUGAGGCUCUGAGCAGGUCCCAGAGCUGCUGCUCCUCCACUGCUUGCCCUUGGGGCCACUUGGUUGACUCUCCUUCCUAUUGUUUACAGUGAAGGUGUCAUUCACAAAAACUCAAGGACUACUAUUCUCUUCCCUCCCUUAGUUUACUCCUGGUCCUUGCCCCGCCCUCAAUCCUCUCCAGCACUAAAGCUAGUGAGUUGAAGGCUUUGUCUGCCGAAGGAACUCUAGAAGCUGGGCUUGUGGCUAAGAAGGUAGGAGGAAGAUGGCAGGCCUGAGCUGGAGAAGAACCUUCUCCACCUUCCAGGGAUAUCUGGCUCCCUCUUCCUCUGUGCCUGCCCAGCCUCCAUCCUCAGCUGGCCAUGGGGUACAGUUUACUCCCUCCCUCCCUCUUGUGAGGUUACACUGUAGGACACAAACUGUGAGAAAUCUGCAGUCUACUGUCCCCAUGUGUUGGCGUUCUUAGCUUUCUUGACAAGUGAACUCUAUUCUCCAGUCAGUAGUAGAACAAUGCAAAUUGUUCUGAACAAUGGAAAAAAACUGACUUUAUUGCACUUUUAGUUUAUUGGGGGUUUUUUGUGUUUGUUUUUUAACAAAAAACAUGGCAGAUGCAUAUUGUGUCUGGUUAUAUUGGGAGUUUUACUUAUUUUCUGUUUUGAGGGGGAUGGGGCCAGCCAAGCCAUUCAGAGAGAACAUGGGUCCAGAGGACAUCUCAAUGGAAAGAGUUGGGUCAGCAGCACCCAGAAGAGAAGAAGCCAAACUCUAUGUCAUUCUGAGUAAACACUCAGGUUGGCAAAGAAACAUACUUGAAUUUUCAUUCAUCUUCUCAGCUACUGAAGAAUGUCCUACCAGAGCCUCUUGACCUUAUCAGCCUGCAGUUUGGACAACCUAACCUCUACGACACAUGGGAUGAGCCAGCCAAGCCAGACCAUGACCAGGAGAUAUUUUAUCCCAGAGAAGGAGAUAACUUUAAAAACAAACAAACUGAAAUAUCUGUUUCCUCCACUGCCAGGGACUUCCAACUAGAUAGCCAUGUGACUUCCUUACCAAUUUUGGGGAACAAAAUUAGCGAUGAAACAGCUACCACCAUAUUACCAAUAGUGGACAAAAAGAGGAGGAAAAUGAACCUGCCUUCCAACUGCCAAAGGAAACUCAGGAUUUGGCAUCAUAGGGCCAGGAAAUAAAACUGAUGUGUAAUGUUGUUUCAUAAACCCUGGCACUGGUCACAAAGCUCAGCUGUGAAAAUGAAACUUGUAGUAUUUUUAAACAUGAAUGUCAAUUUCAAGUGUAUUUGAAAUUAUUCCUCCAGGAGAGAGAUUUGUAACAUCAUUAGGAAAACCUCCUCUGCAGAGGAAGUAGCCUUCUUUGGAGAAAAUGGGAAAAUGGGUCUUGAUAAGUUAUCUCAAAGUAGCCCAUUUCCUAGGGCACCAUGGAAAACACAAAUGUGAUCUUUAAGUAUACCUCUUCCCCAAUUUGGGGAGGAAAGGACUCAGUUUGCACCCUUUUUGUAUGUAAAAUAAAAUGUCCUACCUUUCUU
This is a messenger RNA of Eptesicus fuscus (big brown bat), 3585 nucleotides long. It is a transcript of the gene CSNK1G1, whose product is annotated as casein kinase 1 gamma 1. The transcript is spliced from 14 exons. Gene Ontology annotation, biological process: signal transduction; endocytosis; peptidyl-serine phosphorylation. The record is from RefSeq and is a predicted model, not a curated record. Gene Ontology annotation, molecular function: protein serine/threonine kinase activity; ATP binding. NCBI's taxonomy places the organism in Eukaryota, Metazoa, Chordata, Mammalia, Chiroptera, Vespertilionidae. Gene Ontology annotation, cellular component: plasma membrane; nucleus; cytoplasm. The coding region runs from base 479 to 1855 and encodes 458 amino acids.